Carassius carassius (crucian carp) is the source of this 1364-nucleotide messenger RNA. Its product is annotated as granzyme B(G,H)-like. The record is from RefSeq and is a predicted model, not a curated record. Bases 1 to 1080 code for a protein of 359 amino acids. The transcript is spliced from 8 exons. Gene Ontology annotation, biological process: proteolysis. NCBI's taxonomy places the organism in Eukaryota, Metazoa, Chordata, Actinopteri, Cypriniformes, Cyprinidae. Gene Ontology annotation, molecular function: serine-type endopeptidase activity.
AUGUGCUGCCCUCAGGUCAGGAAUCAUGUGAUUUUUGGUAUAGUGAAUGGCACAGAAGCAAAACCCCACUCCAGACCUUACAUGGUUUCUCUUCAGUUGAAUAAGACACAUAUCUGUGGUGGAUUCCUCAUUUCUGAUGAGUUUGUGUUGACUGCUGCACAUUGCUGGAAUGGAACUCAGAUUCUGACGGUUGUGGUUGGUGCUCAUGACUUCAGGAACAAAAAGAAAAGAAAAAAAGACGUAGGGGCAACUCAGUGUCUCCACCCACCUAUAUUUAUAGUGUUUUGUCAGUCAGAGCUCACUGUCUUCAUGAUGAUCAUCAUCUCUCUGCUCCUGCUGGCCUCUCUGCUGCCACACCUGACCUUCACUGCUCGUGUGGAUGUUGGUAUAGUGAAUGGCCGGGUAGCAAAACCCCACUCCAGACCUUACAUGGUUUCUCUUCAGAUUAACAAGGAACAUAUCUGUGGUGGAUUUCUCAUUCAUAACCAGUUUGUCUUGACUGCUGCACAUUGCAGACAAAAAAAUACGAUACUGACAGCUGUGAUUGGGGCACAUCGCCUAAAGAAUGAGAAUGAGGGGUCUGUACGCAUCGCAGUGAAGUCUUACCACAAGCAUCCAGGCUAUAAGCCUGGCAGACCUUCAUUCCUGAAUGACAUUAUGCUUUUGAGGCUACAAAAAAAAGUCAAAGAAAACAAUAAAGUCAAGAUUAUUAAAAUACCAAGACAAAAGGGAGACAUCAAAGCUGAUUCUGUCUGUAGUGUCACUGGCUGGGGAAGCCUACGGACUAAUGGCUCAGCUAAUGAUCGUCUAAUGGAGAUGAAGGUGUAUAUAAUGGAUAACACAGAAUGUGAAACAAGAUGGGGAGAGAUCUACUCAGUUCCAAAGAUGAUGUGUACAUAUGGCAUUGGUGGAUUCUGUGAUGGAGAUUCUGGGGGUCCGUUAGUUUGUGGAGACACUGCAGUUGGUAUCGUAUCAUUUCAUGUCUUGGAUCUCUGCAAUUCGCCUAUGUAUCCUAAUGUGUAUACUAAGAUUUCACCUUAUCUGGAGUGGAUCAACAAAAUAAUAAAAAAUGUCAAGUGAAUUCAUGAAUUUAUUUCAAUAAAUGUAUCACAUGAAAAUCAUCAAUCAUUUGAUGUGUUAUCUGUCACGUCCAUGGACUUUGUGUGUUUUUCUCCCAAUGUCCUCCAUUGUGACCUAGUUUCUCCCUCUCGUUGAGUUUCUUAUUUGUUUCAUCUGUGCCCUGUUCAUUACCUCUCGUUAAGCCCUGUAUUUAUAGUGUUGUCUGCCUCUUGAUUCCUUUUUUCUGCUGUUAAACAUCCGUGUUAUGUGCUACAGUACUUGAGUGUUCCUGCCAAGCUCUGUGA